Messenger RNA from Physeter macrocephalus (sperm whale), 4307 nucleotides. Its product is annotated as DDB1- and CUL4-associated factor 1-like. Gene Ontology annotation, cellular component: nucleus; Cul4-RING E3 ubiquitin ligase complex. Gene Ontology annotation, molecular function: histone H2AT120 kinase activity; nuclear estrogen receptor binding. The transcript is spliced from 4 exons. Lineage: Eukaryota; Metazoa; Chordata; Mammalia; Artiodactyla; Physeteridae. Bases 87 to 4103 code for a protein of 1338 amino acids. The record is from RefSeq and is a predicted model, not a curated record. Gene Ontology annotation, biological process: protein ubiquitination.
AGUGCGGGACCUGAGGCGGCGUGUGUGAGCUGUGGCCGCUGGCGGGGUCACGGGGGAGCGGCGGAGCCGCCCGGGAAGGCCAAGUCAUGACUACAGUAGCGGUACAUGUGGACUCCAAAGCUGAGCUCACUACCCUGCUGGAGCAGUGGGAAAAGGAACAUGGCAGUGGGCAGGACAUGGUACCUAUCCUUACCAGGGGACACGGCCAAAAGAUGUCUGAAUUGAUUGAAAAAGAAACUGAAGAAUAUCGUAAGGGGGAUUCAGACCCAUUUGAUGAUCGACAUCCUGGUCGAGCUGAUCCAGAGUGUAUGCUGGGCCACUUGCUGAGAAUACUCUUCAAGAAUGAUGAUUUCAUGAAUGCACUGGUGAAUGCAUAUGUGAUGACAAGCCGAGAGCCCCCUUUAAACACUGUCGCUUGCAGACUCCUACUGGACAUAAUGCCAGGGCUAGAAACUGCUGUCGUCUUUCAAAAAAAGGAAGGAAUUGUUGAGAAUCUUUUCAAAUGGGCCCGAGAGGCUGAUCAGCCACUGAGGACAUAUUCUACUGGUCUGUUAGGAGGUGCUAUGGAAAAUCAAGACAUUGCUGCCAACUACAGGGAUGAAAAUUCACAGCUGGUGGCAAUAGUACUUCGAAGACUGAGGGAGCUACAGCUUCAGGAAGUAGCUUUGAGGCAAGAAAGCAAGCGUCCUAGCCCACAAAAGCUCUCCUCUGAACCCCUUUUGCCCCUGGAUGAAGAAGCUGUGGAUAUGGACUAUGGCGACAUGGCUGUAGAUGUAGUGGAUGGCAAACAAGAGGAAGCUUCUGGAGACAUGGAGAUCUCCUUUCAUCUUGAUUCAGGCCACAAGACCAGUAGCAGAGUGAACUCAGCAACUAAACCUGAGGAAGGAGGAUUGAGGAAAAACAAGUCAGCGAAACAGGGUGACAGAGAGAGCUUUAGGAAAGCCAAGCAAAAGUUGGGUUUCUCAUCAUCUGAUCCAGAUCGCAUGUUUGUUGAGCUGUCUAACAGCAGCUGGUCAGAAAUGUCCCCCUGGGUGAUUGGCACCAAUUAUACCCUUUAUCCUAUGACUCCUGCUAUCGAGCAGCGACUUAUUCUCCAGUAUCUGACCCCUUUAGGAGAAUAUCAGGAGUUACUUCCCAUAUUCAUGCAACUUGGAUCACGGGAUUUGAUGAUGUUCUAUAUUGACUUGAAACAGACUAACGAUGUCCUACUUACAUUUGAGGCACUCAAACACCUAGCAUCUCUCCUGCUCCAUAACAAGUUUGCCACAGAAUUUGUUGCGCAUGGUGGAGUACAGAAAUUACUGGAAAUUCCUCGUCCUUCUAUGGCUGCAACUGGUGUAUCCAUGUGCUUGUAUUACCUGUCCUACAACCAGGAUGCCAUGGAAAGAGUUUGCAUGCAUCCCCACAACGUUCUGUCUGAUGUGGUGAACUGCACACUGUGGUUAAUGGAAUGUUCUCAUGCUUCAGGAUGCUGCCACGCUACCAUGUUUUUCUCAAUCUGCUUCUCCUUCCGGGCUGUAUUGGAACUCUUUGACCGCUAUGAUUGUCUUCGUCGUCUGGUGAACUUGAUCAGUACUUUGGAGAUUCUAAAUUUGGAAGAUCAGGUUGCACUUCUGAGUGAUGAUGAAAUAUUUGCUAGCCGCCAAACUGGGAAACAUACCUGCAUGGCCUUGCGCAACAGUGAGCACACUCUGGCCAAGAUGUGGAAUGUGGUCCAGUCCAACAAUGGCAUCAAGGUGCUUCUGUCCUUACUGUCCAUCAAGAUGCCCAUCACAGAUGCAGACCAGAUCCGGGCCCUGGCCUGCAAGGCCCUGGUGGGCCUGUCUCGCAGUAGCACUGUCCGGCAGAUCAUCAGCAAACUGCCCCUUUUCAGCAGCUGUCAAAUUCAGCAACUGAUGAAAGAGCCUGUGCUGCAGGACAAAUGCAGUGACCAUGUCAAGUUCUUCAAGUAUGGUGCUGAGCUCAUUGAACGGGUGUCAGGAAAGCCACUUCUCAUUGGCACUGAUGUGUCCCUGGCACGACUUCAGAAAGCAGAUGUUGUUGCCCAGUCAAGGAUCUCCUUUCCUGAGAAAGAGCUGCUUCUGCUGAUACGAAACCAUCUCAUUUCUAAAGGGCUUGGGGAGACAGCAACUCUGCUGACUAAAGAGGCUGACCUGCCCAUGACUGCUGCCUCCCAUUCUUCUGCCUUCACCCCAGUCACUGCUGCUGCUUCUCCUGUUUCUCUUCCCCGUACCCCUCGCAUCGCCAAUGGCAUUGCAACUCGACUGGGCAGCCAUGCUGCUGUGGGUGCCUCUGCCCCUUCUGCCCCCUCUGCUCAUCCUCAGCCACGGGCCUCCCAGGGUUCACUAGCUCUGCCUGGCCCGUCUUAUGCAGGCAACUCCCCUUUGAUUGGUAGGAUCAGUUUUAUCAGAGAGAGGCCAUCACCCUGCAAUGGCAGGAAAAUCAGAGUGUUGCGGCAGAAGUCGGACCAUGGCGCCUACAGCCAAAGCCCAGCCAUAAAAAAGCAGUUGGACAGACAUCUUCCUUCCCCACCUACGCUGGACAGUAUUAUCACAGAAUAUCUUAGAGAGCAGCAUGCUCGCUGUAGGAACCCAGUUGCCACCUGCCCACCUUUCUCUCUCUUUACUCCUCACCACUGUCCUGAGCCAAAACAGAGGCGGCAAGCGCCAAUAAACUUUACCUCAAGGCUAAACCGCAGGGCAUCAUUUCCAAAGUAUGGAGGGGUGGAUGGCGGAUGCUUUGAUAGGCACCUUAUCUUUAGCAGGUUCCGUCCUAUUUCAGUGUUCCGGGAUGCCAAUGAGGAUGAGAGUGGCUUCACCUGUUGUGCAUUCUCAGCACGAGAGCGGUUCCUGAUGCUUGGCACCUGCACUGGGCAAUUGAAGCUCUAUAAUGUGUUUAGUGGACAGGAGGAGGCCAGCUAUAACUGUCACAAUUCAGCUAUCACACACCUUGAACCUUCCAGGGACGGGUCCUUGCUGCUGACAUCUGCUACUUGGAGCCAGCCUCUGUCUGCACUUUGGGGAAUGAAAUCAGUAUUUGAUAUGAAGCAUUCCUGCACAGAAGAUCACUAUGUUGAGUUCAGUAAGCACUCUCAGGAUCGGGUCAUAGGCACAAAAGGAGACAUUGCCCAUAUUUAUGAUAUUCAGACUGGCAACAAGCUGUUGACUCUGUUUAACCCAGAUCUUGCCAACAACUACAAGAGGAACUGUGCCACCUUUAAUCCUACAGAUGAUCUUGUCUUAAAUGAUGGCGUCCUCUGGGAUGUCCGCUCUGCACAGGCCAUCCACAAGUUUGACAAGUUCAACAUGAACAUCAGUGGCGUUUUCCAUCCGAAUGGGCUGGAGGUCAUCAUUAAUACUGAGAUUUGGGACCUUCGUACUUUCCAUCUUUUACACACAGUUCCUGCUCUAGAUCAGUGUCGAGUGGUGUUCAACCACACGGGGACAGUGAUGUAUGGAGCUAUGUUGCAGGCAGAUGAUGAAGAUGACUUAAUGGAAGAGAGGAUGAAAAGCCCUUUUGGAUCAUCCUUCCGAACAUUUAAUGCAACUGAUUACAAACCUAUAGCGACCAUUGAUGUGAAACGGAACAUUUUUGACCUAUGUACAGACACCAAAGACUGCUAUCUUGCUGUCAUCGAGAACCAAGGCAGCAUGGAUUCUCUGAACAUGGACACGGUGUGCAGGCUGUAUGAAGUAGGCAGGCAGCGUCUGGCAGAGGAUGAGGAUGAAGAGGAGGAUCAGGAAGAGGAAGAACAGGAGGAAGAAGAUGAUGAUGAAGAUGAUGACGACACUGAUGAUUUAGAUGAGCUUGACACUGACCAGUUGCUGGAGGCGGAGUUGGAGGAGGAUGACAACAAUGAGAACGCAGGGGAGGAUGGGGACAAUGACUUUUCUCCCUCUGAUGAGGAGCUAGCAAACCUGCUAGAGGAGGGAGAGGACGGAGAAGAUGAAGACUCUGAUGCAGAUGAGGAAGUGGAACUGAUCCUGGGGGACAAUAAGUCUAGGGCUGACCAUGAGGCUGAGCUUGGGUACCUAGGGAAAGGGCCCUUCCCUGUGCCAGCCCAGCCCAGAGGGCAAGCCACACCAGGGUUCUGUGCCCCAUAACUAGAGUCACUACCUGGGCCCAGCAGUUUCACAUCUCUCAUGACGACUCUGUAACCAAAUGGCUAUUAUCUCUUUAAAACAGGGGUUGGCAGACUUCUACAGAGGCUGGACAGUAAAUGGGCUGAAUGGUCUCUUUUGCAGCUACUCAGCUUUGCUGUUGUAGUGUGAGAGCAGCCAGAGACAAGACAUAAAUUAAUGAUGUGG